UUCUCUGGCGAAGGAUUGAAUCCGAGCCACAGCUGGGGCCACGCUGGAUCCUUAACCCACCGCCCCAGGCCAGGGACAGCACCGCGCCUCUACAGCAACCUAGUUAAGACCCUGGGAUCGUCCAUAUGCUACCGCCUGGAUACCAAGAGAAUUGUGUUGCUCUUGACUUCUGUGGACUCUGCUUCUGCAGUAAAUGACUCUUGGGAAAAAUUAACCAGUUCUUGGCAACUCUGAAAUCAUGGCUCAUGAUUUGGUGAUGUUCAGAGAUGUGACUGUAGACUUUUCUCAGGAAGAGUGGGAAUGCCUGAACUCAAAUCAGAGGAAUCUGUACAGAGAUGUGAUCUUAGAGAACUAUAGCAACUUGGUGUCACUGGGAGGCUGUUCCAUUUCUAAGCCAGAUGUAAUUACUCUGCUAGAGCAAGGGAAAGAACCCUGGAUGGUUGUGAGGGAUGAGAAAAGAAGAUGGAGCCUAGAUUUGGAAUCCAGAUAUGACACUAGAAAGUUAUUUCAAGUAAAGGAUAUUUGUGAAAUGAAUUUAUCUCAGUGGGAGAUAAUGGAAAGAAUUAGAAGUUGUGGACUUGAAGACUCCUUUUUUAGGAAAGAUUGUGGAUAUAAAAAUUUUGAGGGACAAGAGGCAUAUUUCAGGCAAGUGAAAAAAACCACCUCUGAAAAAAUGACCAAGAACAGAAAACGUACAUCUCUUCCUCUGUAUCAGAGAAUUCACAAUAGAGAGAAACCCUAUGAAUGUGGGGAUUGUGGGAAGGCUUUUAGAGUUCGCCAACAACUUACUUUCCAUCAGAGAAUUCAUACUGGUGAGAAACCCUAUGAAUGUAAAGACUGUGGAAAAGCCUUUAGACAGUGUGCCCACCUUAGUCGACAUCAGAGAAUUCAUGCUUCUGACAAACUCCUUGAAUGUAAAAGAUGUGGAAAGAUAUUUACGUGUGGUGCAGAUCUUCGUGUACAUCAGAGAAUUCAUAUUGGUGAGAAGCCCUAUGUGUGUAAGGAAUGUGGGAAGGCUUUUAGAGUCCGAGGACAACUUAAUCUCCAUCAAAGGAUUCAUACUGGUGAGAAACCCUAUGAAUGUAAGGAAUGUGGGAAGACCUUUCGACAAUAUGCACACCUUACUCGACAUCAAAGACUUAAUAUUGCUGAGAAGUGCUAUGAAUGCAAGGAAUGUGGACAGGCUUUUCUGUGUAGUACAGGCCUGAGAGUACAUCACAAACUUCACACUGGCGAGAAACCCUAUGACUGUAAAGAAUGUGGAAAGGCCUUCAGAGUGCGGCAGCAACUUACUCUUCAUCAGAGAAUUCACACUGGGGAGAAACCCUAUGAUUGCAAGGAAUGUGGGAAGACCUUUAGUCGUGCCUAUCACCUAACUCUCCAUCAGAGAAUUCAUACUGGUGAGAACCUUAUGAAUGUAAGGAAUGUCAAGAAGUUCUUUCGUCGUUACUCAGAACUUAUUUUCACAUCAGGGUAUCAUAUUGGAGAGAAACCCUAUGAUUGUAAGGAAUGUGGGAAAGCCUUCAGACUGUUUUCACAGCUUACUCAACAUCAGAGUAUUCAUUUUGGUGAGAAACCUUAUACGUGUAAGGAAUGCGAAAAGACUUUUAGACUUCUCUCCCAACUUACUCAACAUCAGAGUAUUCAUACUGGUGAGAAACCUUAUGACUGUAAGGAAUGUGGAAAGGCCUUUCGACUUCAUUCAUCACUUAUUCAACAUCAGAGAAUUCAUUCUGGUGAGAAACCAUACAAAUGUAAGGUUAAGAAGGCAUUUAGACAACAUUCACACCUUACUUACCAUCAGCGAGUUCAUAAUGUUACUAAAUUAUGAGAAAGCCAUCUACGUGAAAUUUGUCUUAAGGAGCAUUAGAAAAUAAAUUCUAAAAAGUG
Phacochoerus africanus (Common warthog) is the source of this 1890-nucleotide messenger RNA. RefSeq names its product zinc finger protein 30 homolog. Lineage: Eukaryota; Metazoa; Chordata; Mammalia; Artiodactyla; Suidae. The record is from RefSeq and is a predicted model, not a curated record. Gene Ontology annotation, biological process: regulation of DNA-templated transcription. Gene Ontology annotation, molecular function: RNA polymerase II cis-regulatory region sequence-specific DNA binding; DNA-binding transcription factor activity, RNA polymerase II-specific.